AUGGAUCAAGUUAUGGCAAAAUUUCAGUUACACGUGGCGAAGGUGAAUGAUGAGGCCCCGACGUUUGACAAGCUCUUGGAAGAAAUAACGCCUGCCGGUGACCAGGAUGCUGCAUUCACGGCGGUGAACAACUACGGCCAAGUCCGCUGCAUACUCAGAGAGUGCUUGAACGCAUUCGAAGAGCCCUGCCCACUACUCGUGACCCAGGCAAGCUCUGCCUAUAUCGCACGAACGCAGGAUCUCGCACACAAGGUGGCUGUCUUGACGCGCACAGUCGCGAGCUCCGAAAUGGACUCGCAACAAUGUCAGGAAGGUGAGGUUGCCCAGCUAAAGCAGCAACUCCAGUCUGCACAGGAGCAGUGCGUCACCAAGUACCAGUCGAUCACUGUCCUCCGGGAGCGAAUCAGCAUCCCGCUGCAAGAAGAUAAAUAUAUUCUUAACUCUGCCUUGCCCUGGGGCUCUUCGUACCAUGACCACCAGUCCUUGCUCGGACCACGUCCCCGGACAAUUUCCCCUAUCGACGCCGGGAAUUUCUCGACAUUCGACACCUAUUACAUUUCCCUGCGAAACUUCCCCCUCUUGCGGGUCAAUUAUUGCUGGGAACACGCCUUUCAUGCUCCUCCAUUUCUCUGCAAAACCCCGUCGCGCCUGAUUCGUUGGUGGCCAGAGUCCGAGCAGCGGAAAAAGGGCGCCGGGGCCGUGGCCACCGCCGUUCGCCAUGACGAAGAUCAAGAGAUCGUGGGGGCGAGAAUUACGUUCCUGGAAGCCAACGUCAAAGUCAUCAAUGAAGCCAUCGAGCAAUACGACAAGCCAGUGAUGGCGGUGAUUCUUAUCGUCAACAGCCUACACGAAAAACGCUACUUUUCUAUCAUCCUGGCCUUGGCUAGUCGCCCCAAGAUGAGCAUUGCAGUGCCGAUCAUGCCUAGCGGCCCCAGCUAA
Messenger RNA from Colletotrichum orchidophilum, 939 nucleotides. RefSeq lists its product as uncharacterized. The transcript has 4 exons. The record is from RefSeq and is a predicted model, not a curated record. NCBI's taxonomy places the organism in Eukaryota, Fungi, Ascomycota, Sordariomycetes, Glomerellales, Glomerellaceae. Bases 1 to 939 code for a protein of 312 amino acids.